Spodoptera littoralis (African cotton leafworm) is the source of this 486-nucleotide messenger RNA. The record is from the annotation of a GenBank genome assembly. NCBI's taxonomy places the organism in Eukaryota, Metazoa, Arthropoda, Insecta, Lepidoptera, Noctuidae.
CUGUGCUACAACUAUAAUUACAAGAUACGAGCGGCGCCGAGCGGGUGAAGUAAUCUCGAUCUAGGCUGCUUAUUCGAAAAACUUUGACUUCGUGUAUUAAGUUUACCUUGAUACGGAGCGGUCAUGUUAGCUGGUACUCCUGUGUUAUUUCCGAUCUAUAAGUGAUACAAACAAUAUUCCUGUUUAUGUGUGUGUUGUGAGAACUGUGUACAAAAAUAAUUCAAGAUGUGUGUCAAGCAAGAGGAUAUGAGAAUAUGUGAGGCACACAAGAUAAAGUUGUUCUGCAAAGACUAUGUAGAGAAAGCAGAAUUCAUGUUCAUACUGGCGAUGGUGUCAUGCAUACUUGUAAUACUGAGCUUGGUGCAUUACUUGAUGUGCCUGUCAGCUAACUAUGCCCACAUCCGAGACCAUGAGAAGUUCCAGGAGCUGCAGGAGCUGCAGUACUUGACCAACCCGGACCUGCAUGCCUCUAAAGAUCGUUUCUAG